This is a messenger RNA of Arabis nemorensis, 306 nucleotides long. NCBI's taxonomy places the organism in Eukaryota, Viridiplantae, Streptophyta, Magnoliopsida, Brassicales, Brassicaceae. The record is from the annotation of a GenBank genome assembly.
AUGGCAGCUAAUCCACACAGGGGCGGUGCGGGUGGUUCCCUUUACGGUGGCGCUGCUCCGUAUAGAUCAAGAGAUGGGCUUAGCACAAGAAACGCUGGAGGUUCAGAGGAAAUCCAGCUGCGUAUUGAUCCUAUGCACUCUGAUCUCGAUGAUGAGAUCACAGGUCUCCACGGCCAAGUCAGGCAAUUGAAAAAUAUUGCUCAAGAAAUCGGGUCAGAAGCCAAGUUUCAGAGGGACUUCUUAGAUGAACUGGUUAGAUUAUGUUCAGACUUAUACUCAGGCUCUGGUCUGAACUCUGGUGGGUAG